This is a messenger RNA of Dioscorea cayenensis subsp. rotundata (Guinea yam), 1731 nucleotides long. Its product is annotated as UDP-glucose 6-dehydrogenase 5-like. Gene Ontology annotation, molecular function: NAD binding; UDP-glucose 6-dehydrogenase activity. The transcript has 2 exons. Lineage: Eukaryota; Viridiplantae; Streptophyta; Magnoliopsida; Dioscoreales; Dioscoreaceae. Gene Ontology annotation, cellular component: cytosol; nucleus. Gene Ontology annotation, biological process: glycosaminoglycan biosynthetic process. The record is from RefSeq and is a predicted model, not a curated record. Bases 103 to 1545 code for a protein of 480 amino acids.
UUGACCAUCACCACCUCCACCUCGAAUUCGUAGUUCUUGUUCUGAGUUUCUCUGCUUCAACUGGACAAGAAAGUGAUUUGAUUUGCUAGUAAGAAGUGAAAAAUGGUGAAGAUCUGUUGCAUUGGAGCUGGCUAUGUGGGUGGCCCUACCAUGGCUGUGAUUGCACUCAAAUGUCCGAGCAUCGAAGUUGUGGUUGUAGACAUCUCAGUUGCUCGCAUCACUGCAUGGAACAGUGACCAACUGCCAAUUUAUGAGCCUGGGCUUGAAGAUGUGGUAAAGAAGUGCAGAGGAGUCAAUCUCUUCUUCAGUACUGACACUGAGAAGCACAUCUCUGAAGCUGAUAUCAUAUUUGUCUCAGUGAACACUCCAACAAAGACCUGUGGUAUUGGUGCAGGCAAGGCUGCUGAUCUAACAUACUGGGAGAGCGCUGCUCGUAUGAUUGCUGAUGUUGCAAAGUCUGACAAAAUUGUGGUUGAGAAAUCCACUGUUCCGGUUAAAACUGCCGAAGCAAUUGAGAAGAUUUUGACGCACAAUAGCAAAGGCAUCAAUUUUCAGAUACUAUCAAACCCAGAGUUCCUCGCAGAAGGGACAGCCAUCCAAGACCUUUUCUAUCCAGACCGUGUGCUCAUCGGCGGGCGGGAGACACCAGGGGGUCAGAAAGCUAUAGAAACACUGAAAGAAGUUUACUCCAAUUGGGUUUCAGAAGACAGAAUCAUAACCACAAAUCUAUGGUCUGCAGAGCUAUCUAAGCUUGCAGCAAAUGCAUUUCUGGCGCAGAGAAUAUCAUCAGUGAAUUCCAUUUCGGCAUUGUGUGAAGCCACUGGAGCCGAUUGCAAAGAGGUGGCCUAUGCUGUGGGGAAAGACACGAGGAUCAGUCCCAAGUUCUUGAAUGCCAGUGUUGGCUUCGGAGGGUCUUGUUUUCAGAAAGAUAUACUCAAUCUGGUUUACAUUUGUGAGUGCAAUGGCCUUCCAGAGGUAGCUCACUACUGGGAACAAGUUGUCAAGAUCAAUGACUACCAGAAGACGAGGUUUGUCAACAGGGUUGUGGCAUCAAUGUUCACCGCUGUUUCCGGCAAGAAGAUUGCAAUUCUUGGCUUUGCAUUCAAGAAGGAUACUGGAGACACAAGGGAGACUGCGGCCAUUGAUGUUUGCAAAGGUCUAUUACGUGACAAAGCUAAGAUAAGCAUAUACGAUCCUCAGGUCACUGAAGACCAGAUUCAGCGAGACCUUACGAUGAACAAGUUCGACUGGGAUCAUCCGAUACACCUUCAGCCAAUGAGCCCUUCAGCAGUGAAGCAAGUUACGGUCACCUGGGACGCGUAUGAAGCCACCAAGGGAGCUCAUGGAAUCUGCAUUCUUACUGAAUGGGAUGAAUUUAAGCAGCUUGAUUACAAGAAGAUUUAUGACAAUAUGCAAAAACCUGCAUUUUUGUUUGAUGGCCGGAAUGUUGUUGACCCAGAGAAGCUCAGGGAAAUUGGAUUCAUCGUCUACUCCAUUGGUAAGCCUCUGGAUGCUUGGCUCAAGCACAUACCUGUAGUGGCUUAAUUCUGAAUACAAUGUAUCCAAUUGAACUCCAAAUGAGAAGCUUACUGCUGAGUUUCAUCAACCUCUAUAAUCGAAUGAGUUAGUGAAUGAACUCAAUUUAGAUGAAGAUUUCUUCUUAAUUGGAAUUUUUGUUCUUCUGAUGUACACUUCAGCAUGUUUGAAUUGAUCAAUGUUUUCUCUUUUGAA